Molecule: messenger RNA, 960 nt
Organism: Brenthis ino (lesser marbled fritillary)
Lineage: Eukaryota; Metazoa; Arthropoda; Insecta; Lepidoptera; Nymphalidae
Source: the annotation of a GenBank genome assembly
AUGUUACGUUUUUACGAAGCCAAAUCAAAUUCAGAAAUUGAUAUUUUAAUAUCUCAAUUUUCUCAACUUAUGAAAUCAAAAUGGGAAAAUAUUCAUAGUCAAGCAAAUAUUUUUCGAUAUAAAAUUGAUUUUAUACGUGAGAGAUUACUUGAUGAAAAAUAUUUAUUACAGCUAAAUCCAAGUAGAAGCACAAAUCGUAGGACUCCUGAACACAUUUCAGAAAUUUCACAACCAUUUGAUGAAAAUAAAUUUAAUUUUAAAAAAGUAUCUAAGGAUGAAAUCAUGUUUAUAUUCAAAGAAAGUGCAAAUGAGGAUUCUCAUGUAGUGUUGGUGAAUGUAAGUCCUAUAACAAGAUACCAUUCUUUGCUUUGUCCAUCAAUAGAAAAAUGUCUGCCACAAGUUAUUACUGAGGACAGCUUGAAGUUGGUCAUAGAUUUAAUGUUAUUAGCAAAGGAUGGUAACUUAAGAAUUGGAUUCAAUAGCUUGUGUGCAUUGGCAUCUGUAAAUCAUUUGCAUUUCCACCUUUUUCUAGAGAAAAAUAAUCUUCCUAUAGAAAAUUUAAAAUGCAAACAUAUUAAAGGUCCGUUGUACAGUUUUGUUGAUUAUCCAGUACCAGGAUUUUGUUUUGAAAUAACAUCCUCAUAUAAAAUAGAUGAAAUAUUUAAAUUAAUAAAAUUUCUCCUAAAGAAAUCAAUAGCUCACAAUGUAUUCAUAACACGAGGCUCGUCAAUGGAGGAUGGUAAAGGAGCAAUAAGAUUAUUGGUUUGGCCGAGGAAAAGUAGUGCCGGAGCAAAACAAUUGGCAGCUUUUAAUGUGGCUGUUUGUGAACUGAGUGGAUGGUUUCCAGUGUAUAAUUGUGAGGACUUUGAAAAUCUUAAAAAAGAAGACAUCGAAAAAGAACUAAGGAAGUGGCGUAUUGAUGAUUUCGAUCAGUUGUGCGAAGAAGUGAAAUUAAUUUAC